AUGACCAGCCAGUCUCAGGGGAUUCAACAGCUCCUGCAGGCAGAGAAAAGGGCCAAGGACAAGCUAGAGGAAGCAAAGAAGAGUAAGUCUCACCUAGGAGGGGUUGGAAAGCGGCUGAAGCAAGCUAAGGAAGAAGCUGUGGCCGAGACUGACCAGUACCGAAUGCAGAGAGAGAAGGAGCUGCACGUGAAGCAAUCGAAGAUAAUGGGCUCUCAGAGCCACCUCUCAGAAGAAAUCGAAGAACAAACAGUGGAAAAGAUAAAAGAAUUGAAUGGAAGCUACAACAGGUGUAUGGAGAGUGUGCUUAAGCAGCUGCUGAGCAUGGUGUGUGAGCUGAAACCAGAAGUGCAUGUGAACUACAGAGCCACCAACUGA
This is a messenger RNA of Psammomys obesus (fat sand rat), 375 nucleotides long. RefSeq names its product ATPase H+ transporting V1 subunit G3 (gene Atp6v1g3). Gene Ontology annotation, molecular function: proton-transporting ATPase activity, rotational mechanism. Gene Ontology annotation, biological process: proton transmembrane transport. Gene Ontology annotation, cellular component: vacuolar proton-transporting V-type ATPase complex. Bases 1 to 375 code for a protein of 124 amino acids. The record is from RefSeq and is a predicted model, not a curated record. Lineage: Eukaryota; Metazoa; Chordata; Mammalia; Rodentia; Muridae. The transcript has 3 exons.